Molecule: messenger RNA, 999 nt
Organism: Penicillium brevicompactum
Lineage: Eukaryota; Fungi; Ascomycota; Eurotiomycetes; Eurotiales; Aspergillaceae
Product: 3-methyl-2-oxobutanoate hydroxymethyltransferase
Exons: 2
Coding region: 1-999 (332 amino acids)
Biological process (GO): pantothenate biosynthetic process
Cellular component (GO): mitochondrion
Molecular function (GO): magnesium ion binding; 3-methyl-2-oxobutanoate hydroxymethyltransferase activity
Source: RefSeq, a predicted model, not a curated record
AUGGCUUCAAAAGCAGUCAAUUACUUAAGGCCGGCACUGCGACUCGGCUCUCGUCAUCCAAUCAGAACAUGCAUCGCUCAAUAUAGUUCUCAUUCGCCGAUGGGAUCGACAACAACCCCAACACGCAAACCGGUCACCAUCCAAAGCAUCCGAAGUCUCUACAAAAAGAAUGAACCUAUCACUGUCCUCACAGCCUCGGAUUUCCCAAGCGGCCAUGUUGCCGAUACUGCCGGCAUGGAAAUCGUGCUCGUCGGCGAUAGUCUAGCAAUGGUGGCCAUGGGCAUGGAAGAUACAAAUGAAAUAACAAUGGAGGAUAUGCUCCUUCACUGCCGGAGCGUGAAGCGAGCUGUCAAAAGUGCUUUCACAAUCGCGGACCUGCCCAUGGGCUCAUAUGAAACAUCACCUGAACAAGCCCUCGCGUCCGCAAUCCGGAUGGUAAAAGAAGGCGGCAUGAAGGGCAUCAAGCUCGAAGGCGGCGCCGAGAUGGCACCGACAAUCAAGAAAAUCACUCAAGCCGGCAUCCCUGUCAUGGCGCAUAUCGGAUUGACGCCCCAGCGGCAGCAUUCUCUCGGAGGGUUCCGCGUGCAGGGAAAAUCGGCUGCGAGUGCAGUUAAGCUACUCCGUGAUGGGCUAGCGGUGCAAAAAGCCGGCGCAUGCAUGAUGAUCAUCGAAGCGGUGCCUGCUGAGAUUGCGGCCAUUGUGACGGAACGGCUAAGCGUCCCUACUAUCGGCAUUGGGUCUGGGAAUGGAUGCUCCGGGCAGGUUCUUGUUCAGGUUGAUAUGCUGAACAACUUCCCGGCGGGUCGGUUCUUGCCUAAGUUUGUCAAGACCUAUGCGGAUGUCUGGGGUGAAGCGCAAAGGGGCAUUGAGGCCUACAGGGACGAGGUCAAGAGCCGAGCUUUCCCUUCAGAGCAGUAUACCUAUCCUGUUUCAAAGGAAGCCGUUGAGGAGUUCCGAAACAUUGCCGGGGAGGUUUGUGAAGGCGAGGACCAGAAGUAA